This is a messenger RNA of Plutella xylostella (diamondback moth), 5187 nucleotides long. It is a transcript of the gene Cals, whose product is annotated as calsyntenin 1. NCBI's taxonomy places the organism in Eukaryota, Metazoa, Arthropoda, Insecta, Lepidoptera, Plutellidae. The record is from RefSeq and is a predicted model, not a curated record. Gene Ontology annotation, biological process: homophilic cell-cell adhesion; positive regulation of synaptic transmission; positive regulation of synapse assembly. Gene Ontology annotation, cellular component: cell surface; postsynaptic membrane. Gene Ontology annotation, molecular function: calcium ion binding.
CAUCCGUCUGCUGUCAUCCGCCAUUUGCGAAAGUGGCCGAUUGCAGCUUUGUACCGCGAGUGUUGUUCGAUUGAUUAUGUCGAGUGUUAAAAAUUAAAAUUUUGGUUUUAACUGUGAACCCGUGUCGUGUCCGACCAGUUACAAUGAUUGUGAGAUUUUGGAGCAUUCUGUGCCUCGGCGUUUUGGUGGCAUCGGCUCGCACCGAGGGAAACAACGGCAAUGAAGAGAUCCCGUACCUGGAGCUGGCUGAGCCCGACGAGGGCUACCACGGGCUGAUCCGCGAGAACGAGACCCUGGUGGAGGUGACGCCGGCCAUCCGCGCGCGCGGCCCGCUCUGCUCCUUCCUGAUAUUGAACAACAAGCAUCAUGGAGAGGCGCCGUUUGAGAUAAUGGUGAUAGACGAGAACGAGGCGCGCCUGCGCGUGCGCUACCCGCUCAACUGCGAGAAGCGGCGCAACUACAAGUUUGACAUCGCCGCCGUCGGCUGUGAUGGUUCCUACUCUAACACCGUACCAGUCCACAUAACCGUGACAGACGUCAACGAAUACGCCCCAGUGUUCUCCCAAGCAGCCUACGUUCGCUCCGUGGACGAAGGCCGUCUGUACCCCGAGCUGGUCAGAGUGGAGGCCACGGACCGAGACUGUACUCCACACUACGGGGACGUGUGCAAGUAUGAGAUACUGACGGACAGGAGCCUGCCCUUCGCUAUUGAUAAUGAGGGAGUGAUCAGCAACACGGAACCGCUGGACUACGAGAAGUCGCACAACCACAUCCUGUCGGUGGUGGCGUACGACUGCGGCAUGAAGCAGUCUGCGCCCGUGAUGGUCACUAUCAAGGUCAACAAGCCCUGCAAGGCUGGAUGGAAGGGAGUAGCAGAACGCGUAGACUACGCGCCCGGCUCGGGCUCCCUCGCCCUGUUCCCCGAAGCCCGCCUGGAGACAUGUUCAUCCGACGCGCGCUGCCCCGGAGUGACUCGCAUCCAGGCGGCCGUGACCCUGCAGGCGUCGAGGGCCGGGACUGGGUGUGACAGGGACACUUAUAGUGUGCACGCGCAGAAGACUAUUUGUGGUUUGGACGCUAAAACCGUGGAUCUUCUGCCGAACCCCGGGGCCGGCAAUGAGUGGGCCAAGUCUCUGAAACCUGACUCUAGCAGCAACCGCGACGGCGAGCAGAUGUUCGAGUUCGACGGCGCGACCUCGGCCAUGGUGCCCCCCUCGGUGUUACCCCACCACCUGGCCAGCUCCUUCUCCAUCUCCACGUGGAUGAGACACGCACCCUCGCCAGAUAUGGACAAGCAUACUAAGGAGCAUGUGUUGUGCAUGGCUGAUGAUCACAAGAUGAACCGCCACCACUACUCUCUGUUCGUGCGCAACUGCCGGCUGAUCUUCCUGCUGAGGAGGGACUUCGGAGACGGCGACCUGAACAUCUUCCGCCCGGCCGAGUGGAGGUGGAAGAUCCCCGAGGUAUGCGACAACGAGUGGCACCACUACGCAGUCAACGUUCGCUUCCCCAACGUUGAGUUGUUUGUUGACGGCACUUUAUACCGCGCGGCUGACGGCAAGGGGCCCGAGGUGAUUGAUGACUGGCCGCUCCAUCCCGCUCAUGGGGUUAAUACGACGCUGGUUGUUGGCGCUUGUUGGCAAGGAACAGAAUCCGACAUGAAGCACCACCUUCGCGGCUGGCUGGCCGGCCUGGGAGUCUCCACGCACGCGCCGCAACCCGCCGACAGCCUGCAGUGCGUGGCGCGAUGCACCGAGGGACUGAGCCUGACGCCUGCGAGACACCUGAAAUCCGUAUCAGUGGAGGGCGACGGCGCGGCUGACGUUGAAACUCUACUCCGUAAAGUGUCGUACGGCGACUCACGGCCGUUCCCCACGCCUGGACGCCGGAAUGUGCACGUAGCUACUACUAUCACCUGCGACAACGGCCGCAUAAUCAAGGCCAAGCCAGCGGAAUCCUUCAUCAUGGUCCUCCAGCCGCUCUCCCCUCGCAUCGUGUUGAGCGGCGGCGCGGAGGCUGCGCGGGACUACGCGCACUUCCGCCGCGGCCUGCCCGUGUUCCCCGACCUGGGGAUCAGCAACAACGCGCAGGGGACCCAAGACCCAACCCCUCAGAAGCUCGACUCGUGCGUGGUAUCAGUCUACCCGGCUCUGAACCCGGACCACGAGGCGCUCAGCCUACGAGACGGCGCUUCACUGCCCGACCGACGCGACAUCCGAGCUUCUGUCACCAGGGACGGAGUCAUACUGUCCGGCGCUGACACCGCUGAGAACUAUCAACAGGUGCUCCGUGAGAUAGAGUACAGCAACAAGAAGCCCGCCUACUACUUGAACCGCGUGUUCAAGCUGACCUGCAGCGAGCUCAACGGACGCUUCACCAGCAACGAAUAUGUGCAGACUUUGACGGUGGUGCACCCGCACAUGGCGAGCAGCGAGGUGUCGCACGAGCUGCACCCCAGCGGCGUCGCCGACAAGAUGGACGCGCCCAGGGAUAAACAGUCUGCGCACGCGCACGUGCGCGCGCACGGCGACGCGCACGCCCCGCGCGUGUUCGCGGCGCACGCGCUGAGAGACGACCACAGCGUGGAGGCGCCCGCGCCCAGCGUGCGCGACCUGCGUCAGUCUAACCACGUGGCCCUGCUGAUCGGAGUGAUAGCGUGCGGCGCCCUGGUGCUGGGCGGGGCCGCCUUCGCCGCCCGCCGCGCCGCCCCCCGCGCCCCGCCCCCGGACAUGGCGUGGGACGACAGCGCGCUGACUAUCACUGUCAAUCCUAUGGAGCAGGCGGGUGGUUCGUGCGCGGUGGCGGCGGCGGUGGCGGACUCGUCCGAUGGCGAGUCCGGAUCCGAGUCCGACUCGGACCGACACGACUCCGACGAUGAUGACGAUGAAGUGGUGUCGAGCAAGCAACACAAAUACCGGAACAUCAGCCAGUUAGAGUGGGACAACAGCACGAUGUAAGCGACAAACAUACCGCCAUCCCGCUCGCGCCACGCGUCUCGCUCUAACGCAGGCGUAGCAUAAGCCCCGUAAAAUACUAUUGCGCAGGAACCUUGUCGAAUUAAUGUUGACGUGAUUACAUCUGUUAUUUGACUUUCUAUGACGCAUUCAGCAUUUUACGGGGUUUAUAUACCGUUGCAUUUUAACUAAGGAAUUGAGUUGUUCUGUCGCUAUAUCGGGUAUAACUAGGCAGUUGGGUUUCGUUUGGCGUGUCACAAAUUUUGUGUAGAUUUUUUUCGACCUGAGUGUGAUAUGUGUCGUAUUGGAUUGGGUGUGUUGAAAUUGUAUAAGAGACGGAAUUAUAUUAUAGAGGAUUAUUAUAUUAGAAACAUUGGUUAAAAAAACAUUGUAAUGGUAAAAAUAUAGCUGAUAUGUGAAACAAAUAGUAACAUCCAAUGAAUCUAGGUACGCAAAUGCGGAUGUACUUAAUAAGAUGAGAAAUAUCUUGAACCCAACUGCCUUUCCGAGUUGCAUUCUAAAGAAAAAAAAACGCUUGUUGCACAAAUUAUCCACGCGUGGCACAAAAAUAUUCAGCAUUGUUUAUAAUUUGUAGUUAUUUCCUAAUUGUAAGGUUUAAGAUCAUAUCAAUUUAUACGUAAAAAAACAUUAUUUGGAGUCGUUUCCUUGCUUGCUGUCUAAGGACAAAUAUAUCUUGAGAUACCCCCAUAGAGAAGAUGUCAUUUUCUAUUCGUUGAAAAUUAAGAAAUAAUUGAAAAAAAAACUGUAUGUACUAAAUAGUAGUCGUUGUAAUUUCGUAUGGAAUCGGUAAAUAAGAUUAGUAAGUAAGCAAGCAAGAUAUUAUAUACUUACAAUGUAUAUUAUAUACACUCUAAGGUCGCUUUUCUUACUGUAUUUCUUUUAAGGACUAAGGACGCAAUUUUUUUCUGACACUUUAAAGGAUUAGUAGUACGCAAGGUUAUGUUCAAAACAGCAUUUAAUUAUUUUGUUAAAGUACAAAUAAAUAGCUUUGUACAAUUUUCUCCUGUAGAAUAAAAUUUAUAAAAUGUCCAAACACCUUACCCUUACGAGCUUUUAAAAAAAACGGCUUAAAUGUAUAUUAGGCACAGAGUAAUUUGAAAAACAUAUAGAUGUACGAUAUUUACAUAACACAGUUUGUGUUUGUCUACGUUCAGCCACUAUAUAUAGUGAACUUAUAUAAUUAUAUAUAUAUUUUGAAUGCGUUAAGGGAUUUUUACUAACAACUAGGUACUAAGUGGCUAUACAUGUGAAGAAUUAUAUCAAAAUACUUCGGAAAAUAACUUCAACUAAUGGAUCAAUGUCCAAAACCUAGUUUGUAAGUUUAGUUAAGUUUUUACUUUUUAAUUUCCUCUGUUUAAUCGCUUACGGCGGGAGCUAGGAGACAUAUAACUGUCUCUGUCCCACUCGUUGCAUAUCAUGACGGAAGUCGGUAUAUUUUUUGCCAUAUUAGCGUAGAGAUAUAUGUGAACACUGACUGUACAAUCUAAGCAAUCGUUGUAAACAUAAUCAGAUCGGUGUUUUUUUAAAUUUAAUCGUGGUUUUUCCGAACUUGUUAGUUGAUCUUUUUGUCACUUUUUUUGAAGUGUUCUUUGCACUGUGGAGCGGUAUUGGAGCUACGUUCGACGCUGUUAUUUCGGCCAAUAUAACAAGAAAACUGUGCCAUUUGCCAUUCAUAACUGUCUUUAAUUCCAUCAUUAUACAUUGCUAACUACUGGACACAAAAUUAUAGAGUAUGCGGUCUACGCUACUUUAACAAAAAAAUAUCUAGAAAAGCAAUUUUUAAGCAUACCUAAGUAAUUCCCGUUUUUUUCGGGGUUUUUUUGUCCAGUGCGGCGUCAACAUAGCUCCAUUCACCGCCUCGGUAGUAUUUUCAUGUUAUUUGCUGUGUAGUUGCGUUAUAUCUCGAUGACCGUCCAAUUAUCACCCAUUAAUGUCUUCUAUUAUUUUAAGAUCUGAAGUUUUAUUAAUGUUUUAGUCUUUGACGCAGCUUGACUCUAAAAUGCAGGCAUUUUAACUUUUAACCCACUCUUUUAAAAGUAUUACAUGUGGUAGCUAUUUCUACUUAAACUUAUGUUUUAAUUAUUUUACUUUUUUACAACUCACUUAUUCUGUGUAUUACUUACUGCGGUAUUAUCAUUAUUGUAUAAUUAGGAAACUUCUUUGAUGUAUGAAUUAUUAUAUUUUAGCUAAAAAUAAAGUUGGUUUAAAAUUA